AGACAUUACCACACGGCAGUUAGAGUUUCCGAAAUACUUUUGCUUUGGCGGUAUUUAUUUAUUGUCAGGAGCAUGGUUUACUUAAUUACAUUAUUUUAAAAUCGUACUUGGAUAUAAGAUACAAGCAAAUAUUGAACGGAAGUAGGUUUGCUUUGCUCUUUUUUACAGUAAUUUAGCUGACACUAGCACUAUUUCAUGUCUUUAUAAAAAAUGAUAAAUAUUCUUGAAACGAAUUGCUAUGACCAUGAAUCAUCGUCUCUGUGAAAUCUAUUUAUAGUUAAAUACUAUUGUUCGUUUUUUCGUUUGCAUGGUGUAUUAAAUUAAGGAAGUAAAGUAGGCAAAAUAAAUGUUCUACUGAUUCUUUAUAAUUUGUUUCUUUUAUUAUUUAACUAUAUAUAUAGUAUGACCUAUUAAAUUAUUCAAUAAAGUCUCUUCCAUGUAGCCAUAUGCUAAUAAUUUCCAAUAGUAGUUUUCUCUUCACAUUUUCCACUUAUUUCAUUAUAAUUUUAUUUGUUUUUAUAUAUAAAAAAAAAGCCUUAAAUGUUACGAGAUAUCGAAGACUGCUAAUACUUAAUUAGUUGACACACUUAUCGAUUUAAAGGCAAGCUAAUUGAAAAGCCCGCCUCUUUACUCAGAAAAGCCAAUGACCGUCAGACUAUGUUAGUUAUAUCUAACUGUUAAUAUUAAGCUAUUAAACCAAUCAAUGAAAAGAUAUAGAAAAGUUACGCAUAAAGGUAUCAUAAACAAGCUCUAAUAUUCCAACGAAAAAAUGAACUUGGAGGGAAAUAAUCCAAUCAUCAUCCUACCACGCAGAAAAAAAGACUUAUUAGAGGCAUAUAUUCUAGCUAUACCGGCGGGCCUUGUGGGCGCUCAUCACUACUAUCUACGCAAUUAUGGACGAGGAGUUCUCUAUACAUUGACUUUAGGACUACUAGGAAUGGGAUGGCUUAUGGACAUAUUCCGAAUGUCGAUUCUAGUCAAAAGAGCCAACUUGAAAUUAGAAGAACCAGAAAAUAUUGAAUGUAAACAGAAAUAUAUUGGAGAUGCCUAUACAUUUUGGCUCCCAUUUGGAUUAUUGGGAUUUCAUCAAUAUUAUUUAAGAAGAUGGUCGUGGGGAAUAGCUUAUUCUUUAACGUUUGGGCUUCUUGGUAUCGGUUGGCUAGUGGACGGAUGUCGAAUGUAUAAAUUAGUUAGAAAAUACAAUACAGAUAUGGCUAUCCGAUUGGAAAAUUCUCCAAACUAUAAAGAAAAACAAUUGUUGGAUACUUACAUUAUAGCAAUAACACCUGCGGGUAUUUUUGGAAUGCAUCAUUUCUAUUUGGGUAGAUGUUGUUGGGGAUUUCUCUAUCUCUUUACCUUUGGAUUAUGUGGACUUGGUUGGUUGUCAGACCUAAUAAGAUUAUCAAUGAUAGUUAAAAGAACAAAUGAAAGCAAGAGAUCUAAGCCCGACUAUCCUAUCAAAUAUGUCGAUGAAGCUUACACACUUAUUUUACCACCACUUGGUCUUUUAGGCUUACAUCAUUACUAUUUGAGACGCUACGGUUGGGGUGUUGCUUAUACAUGUACUUUCGGUUGUUUCGGUGUUGGUUGGAUUUUUGAUUUAUUUCGAUUGUCCAAAUUAGUACAUCAGGUUAAUGCCAGGGCAAAACAAAAAAAGUCUAUUCGAGAUCUUGUUCAGUCGUACGUGAAUGAGCAUCAAGCCGGUCCCCAGCAUAUUGUUCCACCUCCAACUACACAUUCUUGUACUGAAUUGGAAGCGCCUCCUUCAUAUGAAAUUGCAAUGGCGACAUCGGCUAGACAGCCCUCUCCUUUGCCUCCUCCACGACCUCCACCUCCAAGAGACUUCCACAGUUUGGCGAUGGAAAGUUCUUCAGAACUAGGUGGAUUCAACAAUAUCGCUAACGAACAGAAGCGAAUGGUUAUCGAAGCUCAUCAAAGGGCAGCAGCAGCAGAACAAGCACAGCCUGAACCAGCAGAAAAUUCAACAUUAGGAGGGUUUGAAACGAUAGCCUUAGAACAAAAGCGAAUGGUCGAAGAGGCCAAUAGAAGUCAACAACUCGUUUAG
This is a messenger RNA of Dimorphilus gyrociliatus, 2065 nucleotides long. The record is from the annotation of a GenBank genome assembly. Lineage: Eukaryota; Metazoa; Annelida; Polychaeta; Dinophilidae.